Messenger RNA from Phodopus roborovskii (desert hamster), 2287 nucleotides. It is a transcript of the gene Klf7, whose product is annotated as KLF transcription factor 7. The coding region runs from base 470 to 1375 and encodes 301 amino acids. The record is from RefSeq and is a predicted model, not a curated record. The transcript has 4 exons. Gene Ontology annotation, biological process: regulation of transcription by RNA polymerase II. Gene Ontology annotation, molecular function: RNA polymerase II cis-regulatory region sequence-specific DNA binding; DNA-binding transcription factor activity, RNA polymerase II-specific. Lineage: Eukaryota; Metazoa; Chordata; Mammalia; Rodentia; Cricetidae.
AGAAGCGAUCGCGAGAAAAAAAUGCAACCUCCCAAAAUAAAGAGCAAAGAUUGCAUUAGGAGCGAACAGCGCUGCAGAUAUAGAUGGCAGCUUCGUGUCAGUGAGUUUGCGUUCCCCUUCCUGAUCCACGAGCUGGAGUGAUUAGAGCCCUGGAAGGGAAUUGUUACUCCCGUGAAGUCCCCUUUUCCUGGCAGUCAUCUGCACUGUACACGCUGGAUCCCUCUCAUCCCUCUCUCCAUCCACCCCACUCACUCGCUCCUCUCUCACCUCCUCUCUCCCUCUCUCCUGCAUUGAUUUUUUUUUCCCUCUCUCUCUCUCUCCUUUUUUUUAGUUGACUGAAACAAAACAAAACAAAAGGGCCACUGGAUGUCUGCCUUCUUGGGGGGUGAGCCAGACAGACUGACAAACAAACAGACCCAGCUGAGCUCGGGGGAGGGUUUCUCCUCCGGUUUUGCCCGGCAGCAGCAGCAUGGACGUGUUGGCUAGUUAUAGUAUAUUCCAGGAGCUACAACUUGUCCACGACACCGGCUACUUCUCAGCUUUGCCAUCCCUGGAGGAGACCUGGCAGCAGACAUGCCUUGAGUUGGAACGCUACCUCCAGACAGAACCCCGACGGAUCUCCGAGACCUUUGGAGAGGACUUGGACUGCUUUCUCCACGCCUCUCCUCCCCCGUGCAUUGAGGAAAGCUUCCGGCGCUUAGACCCCCUGCUGCUCCCAGUGGAAGCCACCAUCUGCGAGAAGAGCUCUGCAGUGGACAUUUUGCUCUCUCGGGACAAGUUGCUAUCUGAGACCUGCCUCAGCCUCCAGCCAACCAGCUCUUCUCUAGACAGCUACACAGCCGUCAACCAGGCCCAGCUCAACGCAGUGACCUCAUUAACGCCCCCCUCAUCCCCUGAGCUCAGCCGCCAUCUGGUCAAAACCUCACAGACUCUCUCGGCCGUGGAUGGCACAGUGACGUUGAAACUGGUGGCCAAGAAGGCUUCCCUCAGCUCGGUGAAGGUGGGAGGGGUGGCGGCGGCGGCAGCAGUGACACCAGCUGGAGCAGUUAAGAGUGGACAGAGCGACAGUGAGCAAGGAGGGGUAGGGGCUGACACUUGCCCUGAAAACAAGAAGAGGGUCCACCGUUGCCAGUUUAACGGGUGUCGGAAAGUUUAUACAAAAAGCUCCCACUUAAAGGCUCACCAGAGGACUCACACAGGUGAGAAGCCUUACAAGUGCUCAUGGGAAGGAUGUGAGUGGCGUUUUGCACGGAGCGAUGAGCUCACAAGGCACUACAGGAAACACACAGGUGCAAAGCCCUUUAAGUGCAACCACUGUGACAGGUGUUUCUCCAGGUCUGACCAUCUUGCGCUACAUAUGAAGAGACAUAUCUAAACAAAACAAAAGUAAACAACAACAACAAUGAAGACAACAAAACACCAUAAAGGCCAGAGUUGCCAUGGCAUCAGCCAGUGUUGGAAGGAAAUGCCAUGAGGCAGAGGGCUGGACUUCAGGCGGGGAGGAUUGCCUCGCAGAAGAAAGUUCUCGCUUACAAACCUCUGUGUACAUACAUGUACACGCACACGUACACACACCCUCACACACACAGACCCACACACAUACCCACUGUCAUGCACUCAACUAUAUUUAAAGUAUAUACGUCUAUUUCUUAUGCCUUGUCCUAGCCAGAUGGUAGAAGACGAGGAAGAAGGAAGCCAGGUGAACUCAGCAAGGCGCUGGCUGCUGACUCCAGCACUAUUGGAAUAACUUCCAGCUGUUGCCAAUGGAAAAGAUAAAAAGCAAAUGGAUGUCUCCACCGUGGCCAGCAGUAUGAGGGGCUUACAGAACUUUGCUUCUCAGUGCAACUUGAUAAGAGAAUCCAACAUCUCACGGUUGCAUAUGUGUAGCACUAAUAUUUCUUUUUAAAUAGUUGGGGGAAAUUGACCUAGAAAACCAAAUUGCAGUUUGGUAGCCAAACUUAACUCCUGGUUUAUUUGUCCUUUGUGUGUGAAAAGUCCUGCUAUUCCGUGCGUCACACUUCCUCCCAGAACUGUCGGUUGGUUUUGGUUCUUCUUAGGACCAUUGAGAUCCUUUGAGCCGGUACCAACGGCCUUAGUGGCGGCAGACUAUGGAUUCACACCUUACACCUUUCUGGCCUGCAUCUCUCUAGACUUCACUCUCAAGGGAGGAGUUUUCUUUUCUUACCUUUUUGACUCUCGCACAUCAUAUGCACUAGGGAUUCUGGAAACUUCUAGCAUGACUGCAAAGUGGCCAAGAGAAUAAAGUCCUUGAUGAUAAGUCACAGUA